Molecule: messenger RNA, 636 nt
Organism: Hibiscus syriacus
Lineage: Eukaryota; Viridiplantae; Streptophyta; Magnoliopsida; Malvales; Malvaceae
Exons: 4
Coding region: 1-543 (180 amino acids)
Source: RefSeq, a predicted model, not a curated record
AUGAAGCUGCUGCUGCUUUGCGAGCAAAAAUUGCUAAUAGAAAAUGGCGGAAAGCUGGAAGUGCAGCUCAAGGAGCUAGGAUCCAAGUUGGAAUCUCCUCUAUCCGCCAAGGACAUCAUUGUCAAGCUGUUAAAGGCACUCAUUUCUACACUAUUGAAUCCCACCGUAAAUUCUGAUGAUGCCAGCUUCGACUCUUCGGGAUCGGCGGGCAGUAUUGAUGUUGGGGAAAAGAAGGGUGGGUGUUGCAGAGGCAUUGAGAAUUUGGAGCUGUGGGGUGUAGCUGUGAAGUGGGGGUCUGACUUCAAGUUUAAUUCUUCCGUGGAAUGUUGCCAGGCUUGUAACGCCAUGUGUACUGGAAAUGAUGGCCCUUGCUUGUGUGAUACUUGGGUUUUCUGUGGGAACAAGGAGGCUUGCGGGUCGCGAUUUGGAGAGGAUUUCGGUUUUGAAGGUAUUGCAAGUGUGAGAUGCCAUAUAACCCGAAUGACCUCAUGGUGCAAUGCGAGGGAUGCAAGGAUUGGUUUCAUCCUUCCUGCAUGGAUAUGACCAUUGAAGAAGCAAAAAUAUUGAAUCAAUUUUUAUGUUCCGAGUGUACUUCGAAAUGUGAAAGACUUUCAAAAUCAACUUCAAGCUAUGACU